Molecule: messenger RNA, 345 nt
Organism: Staurois parvus
Lineage: Eukaryota; Metazoa; Chordata; Amphibia; Anura; Ranidae
Source: the annotation of a GenBank genome assembly
GAGUCUGUCAUGCUGCUGCCAGGCCCCUAAUGCCAUGGGCCCCUAUAUACCGCCUCCUCCUGCUGCUGCCAAGUCCAGAGUCUCUCAUGGGUCCCUGUACGGCCUCCCAUUGCUGCUGUCUCCAUCGCCACACUCUGCUGCCAUGUGCCACUUUCAGGUCAGGUCUCUUCACACACUGCUGGUGUGUGUUAAAUUUUUUGACAUAGGGUGCAGGCAGAUUACGGGCCUCACAUAGCUGCUGCCAGGCCCUAAUCUGCCAUGGGCCCCUAUAUACCGCCUCCUCAUGCUGCUGCCAAGUCCAGAGUCUCUCAUGGGUCCCUGUACGGCCUCCCAUUGCUGCUGUCU